Dentiscutata heterogama is the source of this 245-nucleotide messenger RNA. Lineage: Eukaryota; Fungi; Glomeromycota; Glomeromycetes; Diversisporales; Gigasporaceae. The record is from the annotation of a GenBank genome assembly.
CUAAGCAUGAACAAUUAAUUCAAGAUGCUAAUACUAUAAGAUCAAUUAUGUAUGAUUUGCCUGAAGAGGCCAUUGAAGAAACAUGUAAAAUAUUAGUUUAUCAUAUAAAAGAGAGACUAAACCAACAUUCAAAAUAUGCUGGAAAUGGUUAUAAGUGUAUAUUUAAAGGUAUUGAUUCUUAUUUUAUUUUAUCUCAAAUAUUGAAAGAUGAUAAUUGGGGUACUAAAUACUUUUUGCAACAUUAA